Messenger RNA from Paramuricea clavata, 1107 nucleotides. The record is from the annotation of a GenBank genome assembly. Lineage: Eukaryota; Metazoa; Cnidaria; Anthozoa; Malacalcyonacea; Plexauridae.
AUGUUGUCGAACAAUACCAGAGCUAUGUAUAAUCAUACAAAUCAAACAGAGACGGGUAGUGAUUCGAUGAAAUUAGAAGCAUUUCGGGACCAACUUGAUUUAGCAGAGAAAAUUAUACUAAUUAUUUUCGCCGUUUGUACCAUUUUGGGGAACACUUUGGUUUUGAUUGCGACCUGGAGAGAAAGACGUCUUCAUCAACCAAAUAAAUAUUUUAUUGCCUGUCUGGCUGCUGCUGAUCUUCUGGUUGGUAUGAUUGUAGAACCAUUGAAGGUGUAUUACUCAAGUCUAAAUGAUGAAUCGGCAAAGGCGAUGUCUAUUCAUCUAUGCCGUUUUAUCGUGUGGACAGAUACAUUUGCGUUAACAGCAUCUAUCUAUACACUGACAUUUAUCAGUUUUGACCGAUUUUUUAAAAUCAGAAAACCACUUCAAUAUAAAUCAAGAAUGACAACUUCCAAAUCAGUUAAAAUUAUCUUUACCAUUUGCUUGAUUUCAACUGCCUUUGCCACCUACGCCGCAACGCCAGAUUCUGGAAGCAACUAUGGACUUGUCUGCAGUCCCGCCAAUUUUGGUGAAAUUAAAGGCUACCGAUACUAUACUUUCCUGGCAGUAAGUGCGUUUUUUCUACCGACCGUGGUUAUGCUGGUUAUGUACGCUCUCGUUUUUGUUAUUGUUUAUAAACGACAAAAAAUGCUGAGAAAUGGUGAACUGGGUCAAACAUGCAAUGAUCAGAACCAACGAAGUGCCUUUCUUCAAGAUCUAAAGACCAUCCGAAUGUUAUUGGUCGUCGUAGGAGUGUUUAUACUUUGUUGGGGUCCUGAAUUUAUUUUUCUGUUGUUCUUGUACAACUAUCCAGUUCUUAAUGAUCAUGAGGACCGGUCAUUAAGUUACUGGUAUCUGUUCUUUGCAGGUGCAACGCUAGCUUUCACACUCCCAUUCUUUAACAGUUUAUGCAAUCCAAUAAUUUAUGCCUGUCUGGACCAAACGUACGGAGCGGCUUUCAAAAAUCUGUUUCGGCAAAUGAUGUGUCGACCAAGCCCACGAAGACGACAAGUACCUGUGGCAAUAGAGUUACCUCCGCUAAGAACUAGGCAAACUAACAUUCAUUAA